Messenger RNA from Lacerta agilis (Sand lizard), 1213 nucleotides. It is a transcript of the gene CDO1, whose product is annotated as cysteine dioxygenase type 1. Lineage: Eukaryota; Metazoa; Chordata; Lepidosauria; Squamata; Lacertidae. The transcript is spliced from 5 exons. Gene Ontology annotation, molecular function: ferrous iron binding; cysteine dioxygenase activity. The record is from RefSeq and is a predicted model, not a curated record. Bases 167 to 781 code for a protein of 204 amino acids. Gene Ontology annotation, biological process: L-cysteine catabolic process.
UCGCGGUGCCUCCCUUGAGCGCUCCCUGUCCUUGAGCACUUGGUACGUUCCCAUCUAACUCCAGGAGAUAAAUAGCGGCAAGCCAAGGCACCGGCUGCGAAGCGACGCGGGAGAGACUGGGCGCUUUCAUUGUGCCAACUCGAAGCAGGCUCUGCAAAAGCGCAUCAUGGAUCAUCCCGGGCAGACGGAAUUGUGGAAAGCGCAGACGUUGGACGAGCUGAUCCAGAUCCUGCAUCGGUUGUUUUCCGGCGACAAAGUCAAUGUGGCAGAAGUGCAAACCUUAAUGGAAUCUUACGAGAGCAACCCGGAGGAGUGGCUCAGAUAUGCUCAGUUUGACCAGUUCAGGUACACAAGAAAUCUUGUGGAUAAAGGAAAUGGAAAGUUCAAUUUGAUGAUCUUAUGCUGGGGUGAAGGCCAUGGCAGCAGUAUCCAUGAUCACACAGAUUCACACUGCUUUAUGAAAAUGCUUCAAGGAAAUCUAAAAGAGACGCUGUUUGAGUGGCCUGGCAAAAAGGGGACUGGAGAGCUGCUGAAGAAAUCCGAAAGGGUUUUGAAGGAAAACCAGUGUGCCUAUAUUAAUGACUGCAUUGGCUUACACCGUGUGGAGAACCCAAGCCAUACGGAAACUGCUGUUAGUCUCCAUUUGUACAGCCCACCCUUUGAAUCUUGCUACACUUUUGACCAAAGAACUGGACACAAGCAAAAAGUUAAAAUGACAUUUUAUAGUCAGUUUGGAGAAAGGACCCCAUAUGCAACAUCAGUUUCACAAGAGAACAACUGAAAAGCACAAGGCUGGCUGGCUGGUUUAUUAUUUGAACUGGAGCAGGAGGAUUGUAUGAUUGAUGCCAGUACCAAGAUGUGUCUGAAUAAUCUCUGUGUAUGACAACAGUAGAACAGCUAUUUGGUCAAGUAGUUAUCAUUCAUGAUUCCUCUCCUCUUGAACACUAAAGGGAGUAGUGCCAUGUAUUGCUGCAGAGUUCAAAUGACUCUCGCAGCCUACCAUAAGACCAGGGUCCUUUUCCCACCAUUUCUACUUUUGAGACUGUACACAAACUUCAGCAUUUGGGAUUUCAAGUAUGACUUGACUUUCUUAACAGCCCUAUCUGUUUGAAUGUAUGCCAUUUUUACUAGUAAUGUAACUUCUUGGUGUCAUCUGUACUGUAUACUGUUAGCAGCUUCAUUUUAACCUGGGUUUAAUGAUCUGUUGGAACUU